AUUCAGCAUUUUCAGUGGUAUGACUUGAGCGUAACAACCUCUUCUUCCAAGGAUUGUUGUUGAGCUGCAGGGGAGAAAAUAAUCAAGGAACACACCAAGAGAAUGUGCGCUUAGUCAUAUCUUCAUCGUAUGACCUGCACAAGCAGUGCUGUUGGCCAAGCCGUGGCAGCAGAGCAAAACCAUACGGUAAAGAUUUAUUUGAGAGGAAUGCCAAGACUUGGUUGGGCAAGCUCUGUUUCCAAGGAGGAGGCUCCUUCUGGGAAUAUGCUUCUUAGACUCCUGCUGGUGCAGACACCAUGAAUGGAGGGUAAAUGAGUGAAGUUGCUGUCUCCUCGACCAUCAGCCCAAUGGUUGGAAGCCAGAGAUGCCUUGAAGAUAGAAGAUGAAGAUCCUCUGGCUUCUGCUGUUGUUCCUGUGUGACAGCCAGAGCUGGGCAGCGUCAAGGCCGAACUUUGUCCUGCUGAUGGCUGACGACCUUGGCAUCGGAGAUCCUGGGUGCUAUGGAAACAAGACUCUCAGGACUCCCAAUAUUGACCGAUUGGCCGAAGGGGGAGUGAAACUCACUCAGCACCUGGCGGCAUCACCCCUGUGUACGCCGAGCAGGGCGGCCUUCAUGACAGGCCGGUACCCCAUCCGAUCAGGAAUGGUAUCUCAGUCCAGAGUGGGCAUUUUCCUCUUCUCGGCCUCUUCUGGAGGACUUCCCACCAGUGAGAUUACAUUCGCCAAGCUCCUGAAGAAUCAAGGCUACUCAACAGCUCUGAUAGGGAAGUGGCACCUUGGGACCAGCUGUCACAACAAAACUGACUUUUGUCACCAUCCUUUAAGCCACGGCUUCGAUUAUUUCCACGGGCUCCCUGUGACCAACCUGAGAGACUGCAAGCCUGGAGAGGGCAGUGUAUUCACCACAGGCAUCAGGGUGCUGGUCUUCAUCCCUCUCCAGGUCAUUGCCAUUGCUCUCCUCACCCUGGCGGUGCUCAAGUGCCUGGGGCUGCUCCAUGCACCCAACCUGCUCUUCUUCUGCCUUCUCUUCCUGGCGGCUAUGAUACUCGGCCUCCUGGUGUGCUUCCUCUAUUACUUCCGGCCCCUGAACUGCUUCCUGAUGAAGAACCACGAGAUUACCCAGCAGCCCCUGUCUUACGACCACCUCACGCAGAGGCUGACGGAGGAUGCGGCCCAGUUCAUACGACGGAAUGCCGAGACACCAUUUCUGCUUGUCCUGUCUUACCUUCACGUGCACACGGCCCUCUUCUCUUCCAAGGACUUUGCCGGCAAAAGUAAACAUGGCGCUUAUGGGGACGCUGCCGAGGAAAUGGAUUGGAGUGUUGGGCAGAUCUUGAAUGUUCUAGAUGAGUUGAGACUGGCUAAUAACACCCUCAUCUACUUCUCAUCGGACCAAGGAGCACAUGUGGAGGAAGUGACCACCAAAGGAGAAGUCCAUGGAGGGAGCAACGGAAUCUACAAAGGGGGCAAAGCGAACAACUGGGAAGGAGGUAUCCGAAUUCCAGGCGUUCUUCGAUGGCCAGGAGUGAUACAGGCUGGGCUGGAGAUUGAUGAGCCAACAAGCAACAUGGACAUAUUUCCUACGGUGGCCAAACUCGCAGGGUCACCACUGCCUGAAGACAGGAUCAUUGAUGGACGUGACCUGAUGCCCCUGCUUCAGGGGAAAAGCCAACGCUCGGAUCAUGAGUUUCUCUUCCAUUACUGCAACUUCUACCUAAAUGCUGUGCGCUGGCACCCGCGGAACAGCACGUCCAUCUGGAAAGCCUUUUUCUUCACACCCAAGUUCACCCCCGAGGGCACCAAUGGAUGCUUUUCUACACACGUGUGUUUCUGUCAUGGGCAUUUCGUCACCCACCAUCACCCACCUUUACUCUUUGAUAUUUCCAAAGAUCCGAGAGAGAGAAACCCAAUAACCCCGACGACCGAGCCCCGGUUCCAGGAGAUUCUGGACGCCAUGCAGCAAGCCGCAGACCACCACACCAAGACCCUGCAAGAGGUCCCCAAUCAGUUGUCGCUGGGAAACAUCCUCUGGAAGCCAUGGCUUCAGAUGUGUUGUUCCUCCUCCGGCCUGUCUUGCCAGUGUGACCGAGAAAAACAAGACAGAACAGUGAGCCAUUAGCCAUUGUGCAUCUGGGGCCAAGAAAGAUGCUCGGUGCCCGCUCCAGCUCCUCCAUUACAGACGCACAUUGGGAACGGCACUGGGUUAAAGCCAGCUCUGUCAGUACCUUGGAUUAGGAUCGAUUCUCUAUCUCAUCACCUGAAGGCUCCAUCAAGAGCCCCACAGUUACCCCAGGGAAAAAAAUCAAGGUUUGCGGCAUAUAGAGAGACAAAUGUUGACUUAUGUCUUCCAUGGCCAAAGUUCUUGGACUGACUUAAAUGAGAUAGAGGGCAUUCGAAUGAGUAUGUCCAACACCAGUGCAGACGGAUAGUAGGAAAGUGCAAAAGAGAAGCUGUUCACCCCUCAGCAAAUGUCUAUGAUCAGUGGUAUAAGGCGUCAUUUAUUCCACAAUCUGAUGUGAGGCAAUGGCCCACAUGAUUCUCUUAGUGCACCAAUAAAAGUAUUCUGUUUAAAAAGUGCUUAGUAAAUCUUAACAUAUGCAGCUUGAUAAUGAAUAAAGGACCAUCUUCUUUACCAAUAAUAGGUGAUGGUAUGUUCCAAUUUAGUUAUUGGAAGGUAAUUAUUAUCGGUAUUAUUUAAAACACAUAUUAAAUACUACUGAAGAUAUAGAUAUAUAUUUUUGUAUAUACAGUUUAUCUCUUUCCUAGAGAAGGUUAAGAUAUUUAAAAUAUGGAACUAGAAGCUUAUCAGUGUUUAGGUAAAAACAAUAGAAGCUCACCGAUACAUUUGUUUGUGCAAUGAACUUUUUGUGAAAUCCUUCAGGAGCAAUAAUGCCAAGACAAAUCUUACCUGUACGGAUUUCCAUCCCAUAAUUUGUAGUAUUAUAUUUGGUUUCUACUGUUUCUUUGAUGACUGGAAAUUCUGAGCUAGAAGGCCAUUUUGAGGGUGCUACAGUUCAAGGAAUCCCUCCCAACAUAAUUCAGAAUGAAUGGCACGGAAAGUGUGGUAUUUUGUUGGGAAAAAACACUCGCAAGCAGUCCAUGAUCCAUACGCAUAAGGGUUAUAUCUUUAUUUCUUGCAGAAUUUAAUGAUGUGAGAACAGUAGUUAAUGUAAGUGCUUUGUUUUGUGUGGUCUUAUCCUGUGGCUGAGAAAUAUCUAUGUUUCCAAUCUGCAGUGAGAUGUAGGUUUUGUUUUAAUUCCAUUUCCCCCAACCUCAGUAAUUAAGGGAUAAGGCAUAGCCGGGUCACUGAGGAGAUUGGCUGAGAGUGGCACAGCUGGAGAGAAUGCCAAAGUCUGAACCACCAGCCCCUCCAGAAGAAAGAAUUCACCUGUGUGGAGAGUGUUCUUGUCACCCCUUUAGACGCUGUACAUCCUGCAACAAUAUCACGUGGAUUCCUUUAGUGAUGGGUCGAGAGGGACUGCCGUCCAUCUGCCUACCAUUAGUCUCGUCUGUGAACACGUCUGAGCAUCCCACCUUUGCCCCUCGUUUGUUCAAUUCCAGGAGAGUACAGAUAAGUGGAGUCCCCAGACCCCGCGUGGCCCAGUGGAGAGAAUGUGUGCUGCGUCCUAGACUUUCUGACACUGGACUCUAAUUUCCUCUGUUUCUCACUGAAGAAUUUCCAAGAUCCAACAGCAUUUCCGCACUUCCCCUUUAAGGU
Messenger RNA from Diceros bicornis minor, 3718 nucleotides. It is a transcript of the gene STS, whose product is annotated as steroid sulfatase. Bases 383 to 2119 code for a protein of 578 amino acids. NCBI's taxonomy places the organism in Eukaryota, Metazoa, Chordata, Mammalia, Perissodactyla, Rhinocerotidae. Gene Ontology annotation, molecular function: arylsulfatase activity. The transcript has 10 exons. The record is from RefSeq and is a predicted model, not a curated record.